UGAUGGAGCUUAGUACCCUAGCAUGUCCUAGUCAAGCUCGGUUGAUUCUGGUUUAGUGUUCCAUCCUAAAUAAUGAAAACCUGUGUAUGCAAAAUCUAAAAAUAAAGACAUCAAAGUGGCAAUAAAAAACUGGCAAAAAGGAUCAAAACUAUGAUUAAUAUGUCUAAUAAAUUAGAAUUGUAAUUAAUAUACCUAUGGAAGUAUGGAAUAAGAGUGAGGGAGGAAACAUUCUUCCUUUCAAGUAGGAAGUUUCUAUACUAACACAACUUGACCAUCUUUCUCUAUUUUUGUUUAAUUUAGUUCCUAGUUCAAGACUGACACUACAGAGCAAACAAAUACUAACAGAAUUGUUGAAUGUGAAUAAUGCACAUGUCAGAAACUGUCUCUGUUCUUAUCUAAAAUGCAACCAUUUUGUUGGAAAGUACUUCUGGUACAAUUAUUCUUGGUCUUCGGCCUAUGUCUCAAAGAACGUACUAAAUCUAAUAGAUACAGUAUGAAGGGACAUGUCUUGUUAUUAACAUAAUCUUAUCAGCAUUCCUAACUAGUCAUUCUUCUCCCAUUCUAAUUAGCAAAUCCAUGUUCUGACAGAUUAUGGAAUUACUGAAUGAAAAGCCAAUCAAGGCUGUGGAAUGCUUACACUGCUGUCAUCUGCCAUUGCUGCUCUUAGUGGUUUUUUGAUGGGAUAUGAAAUAGGAGUUAUCUCUGGAGCUGUUCUCCAGCUGAAAAGCAUAUUAGCACUUUCAUGCCAACAACAGGAGAUGGUUGUCAGUGCUCUUCUCAUUGGUGCCUUCCUAGCUUCAUUAACCGGUGGCAUCCUCAUAGACAAAUAUGGACGACGAGUUACCAUCAUGUUAUCAUCAUGUUUACUUGUGCUGGGCAGUCUGAUUUUGAUACUCUUUGCCUCAUAUGGAUUCCUUAUAGUAGGACGGAUUGCGAUAGGGGUUUCCAUUUCACUUUCUUCAACUGCAACAUGUGUGUAUAUUGCAGAGAUUGCUCCUCCGCAUCGAAGAGGCUUGCUUGUGUCUUUGAAUGAACUGAUGAUCGUAUUAGGUAUCCUUUUUGCCUAUGUUUCAAACUAUGCCUUUGCCAGUGUAAACUAUGGCUGGAAAUAUAUGUUCAGCCUUGUCAUUCCAUUGGGGAUUGUUCAGGCCAUUGCUUUAUACUUCCUUCUGCCCAGUCCACGGUUCCUGGUUAUGAAAGGUUUUGAUGAAGCUGCUAGCCAAGUACUCAGAAAGCUCAGGGCAACAUCAGACACUACUGAAGAACUUGCUGUGAUCAAAUCUUCCUUGAAGGAUGAACGUCAGUAUAGUUUCUUGGAUCUGUUCCGUUCAAAAGACAACAUGAGGGCUCGGAUGCUGAUUGGAAUUACCCUAGUGUUUUUCGUACAAACUACAGGUCAACCCAAUAUUUUAUUUUAUGCAUCUACUGUUUUGAAAUCGGUUGGGUUCCACAGCAAUGAGGCAGCAACCCUGGCUUCUACUGGUGUUGGAGCAGUUAAAGUGAUCAGUACAAUCCCUGCCACCCUUUUUGUGGACCGUAUAGGAAGCAAAACAUUCCUCUGUAUCGGCUCUUCCCUCAUGUCUGCGUCAUUAGUCACAAUGGGCUUCGUAGUGCUUAAUAUACAUGUGAAUGCCACAACUGUUUGUAAAAACCAUUCCUUCGAAAAUACCACUUUCCAAGGAUUAGAAAAACUCACAUCCACAAAUGAAACUCUGAAGGAGCAAUUUGCUGGCAUGGCUUCAUAUACCAAAAGUCCACAAUGGAAGGCUAAAAUGGCAAAUGCAUUAGUGCAGAACAGAACAACCUUGGAAGAAGCCACAGUUUAUCCCACAAACCAAGCAGAAUUCCAGCUGAAAACAGAAGCUUUGGAAGUCCGAUCUGGUCUGAAAUGGCUGUCUUUGGCUGGGUUGCUUGUUUAUGUGGCUGCAUUCUCCAUAGGACUUGGACCAAUGUCGUGGUUGGUAUUAAGUGAAAUAUUUCCAGGUGGGAUCAGAGGAAGAGCAAUGUCUCUAACUUCCAGCAUGAACUGGGGUGUUAACCUCCUAAUCUCAUCAACGUUUUUGACUACAACAGACCUAAUUGGCUUACCAUGGAUAUAUUUUAUUUAUGCCCUAAUGAGUCUAGCAUCCUUAGCUUUUGUCAUCAUGUUUAUACCUGAGACAAAAGGAUGCUCCCUAGAGCAGAUAUCUAUUAAAUUGGCCAAACAAAAGCACACAAAGAACAAUCUUUGCUGGAUGGGCCGCCGGCAGGAUCAGCUGAUAGAAUCAACUAUAGAACUUCCCAACAAAGAAACUCAUCAAGAAUUAUACUAGACAGAAGAUAGUGAAUGUAAACAAUGCUAGAAGGUUGUUUUUUUCUCAGAGGACAAGAUGGUAGAACACUGAGAAUUGUUGCCAUUGGAUUCAUAUAUAAUAUAUAUAUAUACUCUUAACUAUAUUGCAUUUUGCAGAGGUUCUUUUGAUCAGUGAACACUACAAGAAAUAAAUGUUUUUGCACAUUUUGA
Messenger RNA from Anolis carolinensis (green anole), 2503 nucleotides. RefSeq names its product solute carrier family 2 member 12 (gene slc2a12). Gene Ontology annotation, molecular function: symporter activity. The record is from RefSeq and is a predicted model, not a curated record. Gene Ontology annotation, biological process: circulatory system development; D-glucose transmembrane transport. The transcript has 5 exons. NCBI's taxonomy places the organism in Eukaryota, Metazoa, Chordata, Lepidosauria, Squamata, Anolidae. Gene Ontology annotation, cellular component: membrane. The coding region runs from base 630 to 2312 and encodes 560 amino acids.